CAUUAGAGUGACUAAGAAGGGAUAUAUGUCUCUUGUCAGAUCUCACUGAUAAGAGCUGUUUGCAUGCUGCUAUUGACUGACUAUGCAACACUAGUUCUCUACUUCCUGGUGGCUUUACACUUCAGAUUCUUAUGGGAAAAUGGAGAAUACCUUCAAACCAAAACAAUACGGAGGACAUUCAAACCUCAGCAGACUUUUGUUGCUGCUGUUUCUGGCAGGCCUUCAGCCAGGACUGUCUUCAGAUGGAGAGCCACCUGAACCAGAUGACGACAACAAGGAAGCAGUGAAAAUCAACUGUAAAAUUGUUGGUCCGGACUACGUCACUGUGGGUGUGCCAAGCAGCGUUGAGUGUUUUUCCAACUGCCUGGCAAUGCAGACUGCAUGUAUCUAUUCUAUGUCUUUGGAUGGACAUGUUGCCCAGGGUCAGGGCAAUGUGCUAGCCUUCACUGUUAACAGUUGGGUGGAUGCCUUAACAGUGACAUGUACAGCCACAGUUGCAGAUACAGGGCUAACUGCAACAACAACAAAGCAACUGCAAGUGUUAGCUGGACCUGCCAAUGUUUCCAUCACAGGCCCCGAUCUAAUGACUCCAUCAGUGAGCCACACCUUCAGUUGCCAUGCCUACUGUCGGCCAUCUUGUAGCUACGCCUGGAAAACAGAUAAAGGCCCAUGGAUUGGUAGUCAAGGGAAUGUUAUUUCAAUCACUCCUCAAGAGAUGGACCACUCUAAAAUGCUUAUCUGUGAAGCCACCAAUAGUGUGUCCGGGCUGUUUGACACUGCUACUCGAAACAUGGCUGUGGCCUAUGGUCCAUCUGAGGUUCACAUCAAAGGCCCUGACGUAGUAGAAAUUGCAAAAAAGUACAAGUUUGUGUGCACUGUUAAAUGUCUGCCUUCCUGUCGCUACAUGUUGUCUGUGGGCAGCCAGACUGUGAGGGGCAACAUGAUCGAGAUAGAAGUGGAUUAUACGCUUCAAUCAGUCACUCUCAGGUGUGAGGCCCAAAACACAGCUUCAAGGAGGACAGCUACAACCGUAAAGAUUGUACAAGUAGCAGGGUUUGAUCGCAACCGGUCCACUCGUCCUGAAGGGACCUUAGCUGUGCUGCUGCUGGCCUUCAUCAUUUCUAGUACCUUCACACUGAUGUGAUCCAGCUGCAAACAGAUCUUUCUAUCUCAGAUUGAAUGUGUGGUGAAGAAAGGUCGGUUUAUUGUGGAGAAUUAAUGACUCAUGUACCGGUAAUCUCACGCUGAAUACUAUCUUUGCCCAUUCGUGUUGACAGUGGGCUGAACCCUGUUUGCACUUUCUAGUAAGAGGCAUGGAAAAGCACUUGGGCCUUUACGUGUGCACAUGGGACGUCAGAACUGAGGAGUUGUGAAGAUAUUUGGAAGAUUCUUCCACAUGGAUACAUUUGAAAUGUUGUCUAUACGUAAAUAAAAUUAUGAAUUUUAC
Etheostoma spectabile (orangethroat darter) is the source of this 1447-nucleotide messenger RNA. RefSeq lists its product as uncharacterized. The transcript has 7 exons. The record is from RefSeq and is a predicted model, not a curated record. Lineage: Eukaryota; Metazoa; Chordata; Actinopteri; Perciformes; Percidae. Bases 140 to 1144 code for a protein of 334 amino acids.